Ananas comosus (pineapple) is the source of this 2143-nucleotide messenger RNA. Its product is annotated as splicing factor U2af large subunit A-like. The record is from RefSeq and is a predicted model, not a curated record. The coding region runs from base 162 to 1748 and encodes 528 amino acids. Gene Ontology annotation, molecular function: poly-pyrimidine tract binding; pre-mRNA 3'-splice site binding. Gene Ontology annotation, biological process: mRNA processing. The transcript is spliced from 18 exons. NCBI's taxonomy places the organism in Eukaryota, Viridiplantae, Streptophyta, Magnoliopsida, Poales, Bromeliaceae. Gene Ontology annotation, cellular component: U2-type prespliceosome; nuclear speck; commitment complex.
ACGACACGCAUAUUUUUCCUUAUGCGCGUCCCUUAUUUGUAGCGCAUUGCGAGAAAGAGGGCGCAUUCGCCGCGGCAGUGGAGGCGCCUACACCCAUCGCGAGAACAACUCAUUUGUAACUACGCUAGAAAAUUUUACAUACGAAGGAGAGAGAUCGAAGUAUGGAAAGAGAGAAAGUUCGCGAGAGAGACAUGGAUCUGAGUAGGAAUAAGGCAAGAGAUCGCGGUCGAGAUAAGGUAACAGAUCAGGGUAGGGAAAGACAUCGGGAUCGGCACCACGAAGAGCAUCACAUAGAGAGAAGCUCUAAGAAUCUGAGAGGAAAAGAGGAAGGUGAUAAAUAUGAUUCCCGAAGGGGUCGUGAUUUCGACCGGCGGAAUCACAAUUAUGAAAGGGGUAGAAUGCGUAGACAUAGAUCACGGUCUCGUUCGAAGGAUAGGUUGGGAAAGCGAUUUCAAUCCCGCUCUCGUUCUCCUUCUAAAAGCAAAAGAGCAAGCGGCUUUGACAUGGGUCCUGCUGUUACCCCUGCGCUGCCUAGUGUUACAAUUACAGGACAAUCUCCUGUGAUUCCUCAAACUGUGGCUGGAGUUUUUCCAGCUAUCUCACCUCUUGCAGCACCUCAACAGUUUGCAGCGAUAUCAUUGCUACCAGCACAAGCAAUUAACCAGCAGGCAACGAGGCAUGCACGGCGUGUCUAUGUUGGAGGCCUUCCACCCAUGUCAAAUGAACAGACAAUUUCUGCAUUCUUCAGCCAGGUCAUGACUGCUAUUGGAGGAAACACUGCUGGACCAGGUGAUGCUGUUGUCAAUGUGUACAUCAACCAUGAAAAGAAGUUUGCUUUUGUUGAAAUGAGAUCAGUAGAAGAAGCAAGUAAUGCAAUGGCAUUAGAUGGAAUAGUAUUUGAGGGAGUUGCAGUGAGAGUUCGAAGACCUACCGACUACAACCCUUCUUUGGCAGCAACGCUUGGACCUAGCCAACCAAGUCCUCAUCUGAACUUAGCUGCCGUUGGCCUAACAUCGGGGGCAAUCAGUGGUGGCUCAGAGGGACCUGAUCGAAUAUUUGUUGGUGGUCUGCCUCACUUCUUCACAGAUUCACAGAUACGGGAGUUACUAGAAUCCUUCGGGCCUCUACGUGGAUUUGACGUAGUUAAAGAUAGGGAGACUGGGAAUUCCAAAGGUUAUGGUUUUUGUGUCUAUCAGGAUCCAGCGGUCACUGACAUUGCUUGUGCUGCACUUAAUGGCCUAAAAAUGGGUGACAGAACACUUACUGUACGCCGUGCUUCUGCUAGUAUGGGUCCCAUCAAACCGGAGCAAGAAUUGAUUUUGCAACAGGCGCAACAACAGAUAGCUAUGCAGAAAAUAGCUUUACAGAUCGGUGGGAGCCCACCUUUUCCAGGAUCAGGAGUGGUGCUUUCUGUAGCGCCUCCAACUAAAAUUGUCUGCUUGACUGAGGUGGUCUCUAUGGAUGAACUGAAAGAUGAUGAAGAAUAUGAAGAGAUAUUAGAAGAUAUGAGAGAGGAGAGUGGGAAGUUUGGUGCAUUGGUCAAUGUUGUUAUUCCUCGGCCUAGUCCGGCAGGAGAGAUGAUUCCUGGAAUUGGAAAAGUAUUUUUGGAGUAUGCGGAUGCCGCAGGCUCCGCUAGGGCAAAGGCGGCUCUUCACGGAAGGAAAUUUGGUGGAAACGUUGUUACCGCGACAUAUUAUCCUGAAGACAAGUUUCUAAAUGGAGAUUACGGGGCAGUAACGGUGGCUUAAACAAAACCCUAGCAGCCUCCAUGUUGUGCCUCUUCACUUGCCAUGUUUUUCUAGUUGUACGUUUAUCCGAAUCAAAACUACCUUACCAAAAGUUACUGCAAACAUGCUGGUGAUCCUUUGAAUUGCUCCUCUUCCAUUUGUGCUUAGGUAGCUUGCUUUUUCAUUUUGAUUAUUAAGAUGCAGCUACCCUUCUUUUCUUCUUUUUUCUUUUUCGUUUUUUUUCCCCCGUAGUAGUACACUUCUCUUGUAAACAUGUUAUCAUGUGUAAAUCGAAUACUUGGGGAAUGCUGUUUGGAACUUUUUCUAGAACUGGUGUUGUAUAGAAAAUAGAGAAGCAGGUUGGGAACUCGAGAAAACUAAUUGGGAAUCAAACCACAGACCUCUAGUUUUCAACU